CUCCUGGGAAGGGGCCUGGGAGAUGGAGACACAGGUUCUUGAGAAGUUUAUCUUCAUGGUGUAGUGGGAAGCGCAAAGACCUACAUUCAUCUCUCCUCCCCUAUAGCCCAAGAAGCUCCCAAAUCCACUCUGCGCUCAUGCCCAUUCUCAGAAACAGCUUCUCAGGCACCUCAGCUGGAGGCUGGAGCCUUCCCGCAGGAGCAGGCCUGGGUCUCCACACAGACUGCUUUGGAAUCAUGAGAGAUGAAAUUGCAACAGCAGUUUUUUUUGUCACGAGAUUGGUGAAAAAACACGAGAAACUGAGUGCACAACAGAUAGAAGCCUUUGCACUAAAGCUGAUGACCAUCUUGUUUGAAAAGUAUCGAGGUCAUUGGCACCCUGACUGCCCUUCCAAGGGCCAGGCUUUUAGGUGUAUCAGGAUAAACAACAAUGAGAAUAAAGACCCUAUUUUAGAAAGGGCUUGUUCUGAGAGUAAUGUGAAUUUUUUUCACCUGGGACUUCCAAAGGAGUUGACCAUAUGGGUCGAUCCCUUUGAGGUGUGCUGUAGGUAUGGUGAAAAAAAGCAUCCCUUUACAAUUGCUUCUUUUAGAGGCAGAUGGGAGAACUGGGAACUAGCUCAGCACAUCAGCUAUGCAGUUAACUGCAGUAGUUCUGACUGUUCAGACUUCACUUCUGAGUUAUGGGCUCAUAGUCUCAAGAGUUGUCUAUCAGUCCAGUGACCUUCACAUGUUGUUUCUCCUGUCUCUCCUUACCAGGUUGAAAACUUCAAACAGUCCUUCCAACCGUGGCUCUGCCUCCCCCGUAGAAAGCAUUUGGCAGAUGGUCGUGGGGGCCUCCUGGGGACUGCUUACCACCCAGUGCCCAGGAACCCUAAGUGGUGCAGGCCUGCUGGGCGCCGGGUGGACAGGUACCACUGGAUCAACACCCAGCUGUACAGUGGUCAGGCAGCACCGAGCAAGCUCGAAGGAGAGGCCUUGUCUUCCCUAGAGCACAAAUGAGGCUAAAGCCAGGAAAAGCUCCACUCGCAAGAACUCUCAGGGGUGAGAGUGCCGCACAAGGUGAAACCUUGCACACAGGUCACCACUCGGCUUUUAGCUAUCCUUUUAAUUCUUAUUUAACUUUAUAUACAAUUUUAUGUAACACUAGUGACUGUAUGUGUCUAGUAAAGUGAUUGAAUGAGAUAUUGCCUGUGAUAAAAUAAAAUUAAUUAUGGGAAGGAAGAGUUGAAAUAAAUGUACUGUGUUUUUAACAAA
Molecule: messenger RNA, 1253 nt
Organism: Peromyscus maniculatus bairdii (prairie deer mouse)
Lineage: Eukaryota; Metazoa; Chordata; Mammalia; Rodentia; Cricetidae
Source: RefSeq, a predicted model, not a curated record